Brassica napus (rape) is the source of this 1563-nucleotide messenger RNA. Its product is annotated as secretory carrier-associated membrane protein 2. Lineage: Eukaryota; Viridiplantae; Streptophyta; Magnoliopsida; Brassicales; Brassicaceae. The coding region runs from base 578 to 1477 and encodes 299 amino acids. The transcript has 11 exons. Gene Ontology annotation, cellular component: recycling endosome membrane; trans-Golgi network membrane. Gene Ontology annotation, biological process: protein transport. The record is from RefSeq and is a predicted model, not a curated record.
UUGAUGCAGCGUGUGAAGAUAUUAAUACAUGUAAACAUGUUUCAGACUAAACAUUAUAAUAGUGGAUUUAAUAAUUAGUUUUUUGGUUGUCGCCCUUUUAAUAUAGUGUAAGGCUAUAAGCUCUAUUGAAUAUUUGAGAUAAUGUAGUGAUAAACUAACAACAUAAUGAUCUGUCAAAGCUGUUACAUGCAAAGUUGUGACAUGUGACAUCCUAGCCACUAACCUCAAAGUUCGGAUUCAAACCUUUCAAGUUGGUUUAUACGGUUAGUUAACUCACUGGUCGUUAAAAGUACACGUGUUCAUGCAUUACAAGUUACAAAACCGAAGAAAAUUUACUAAACCGGACCAAAAAAAAAACAAAUUGGUUACAAAACGAAGCGAGAAGCCGUUAAAAUGCCUUGGAUCUCUCUGGCGCGCACAUAUGCCAUUAGUUUUGCUUUCUCUCUACAAAGUAGCCAUUCAUUGGAAACCACUUUCUCCGCAUUUUCGAUUUCUGUCAACGACCUUCCCAAUCUCCAAAACUCUUUCUUUUCUUGAAAUACAUUUCUUGAUUUGAUAAAGACAAACGAUCUCAAAGAUGGCACGACAUGAUCCUAAUCCAUUUGCUGAUGAAGAGAUCAAUCCUUUCGCGAAUUAUACAAAUGUUCCUCCAGCAAACAACUCAUACCUCAAGCCGCUUCCACCGGAACCUUAUGAUCGUGGUGCAACCGUUGAUAUCCCUUUGGAUUCCGGCAAGGAUCUUCGAGCUAGAGAGAUGGAACUCCAGGCUAAAGAGAACGAACUGAAGCGGAAAGAGCAGGAGCUUAAAAGAAGAGAAGAUGCAAUUGCGCGAACUGGAGUAGUCAUUGAGGAGAAGAAUUGGCCCGAGUUUUUCCCUUUAAUUCAUAAUGACAUUCCAAAUGAGAUUCCGCUUCAUCUACAGAAGAUCCAAUAUGUCGCAUUCACCACACUGUUAGGAUUAGUAGGAAGUCUCUUGUGGAAUUUUGUGGCAGUAACUGUAGCUUGGAUCAAAGGAGAAGGUCCCACUAUAUGGCUUAUGUCAAUCAUCUACUUCAUUGCUGGGGUCCCUGGGGCUUACGUCUUAUGGUAUCGUCCUCUUUACCGAGCUACCCGAACUGAUAGUGCCCUGAAGUUUGGAGCUUUUUUCUUCUUUUACGUGUUUCACAUCGCAUUCUGCGGCUUUGCUGCAGUAGCUCCACCAGUCAUCUUUCAAGGAAAGUCUCUCACAGGUUUCUUGCCAGCACUUGAGCUUCUAACUACUAAUGCUGCGGUCGGUGUAAGUAUUACUUCUGCUCCUUCACAAGUACUUAACUUCAGCUUGCUUGCGACAGUCUUACCAUCUUUUUUCUCCCCCACAGAUAAUGUACUUCAUUGGAGCCGGGUUCUUCUGUGUCGAAACACUCCUCAAUAUCUGGGUGAUACAGCAAGUAUAUGCAUACUUCCGAGGGAGUGGCAAAGCUGCAGAGAUGAAGCGUGAAGCUGCAAAAUCAACCUUGAUGCGUGCACUAUAAAGACAACACUCCUCACUGGAGAAUGUAUCAAAUGGUGGCUUGAGGUCAAAUC